CGGCCGGGCGGGGCUGGGGCGGGGCCUGCGCUCCCGGGCCGCAGCACGGCCGGAACGCUCGUGAGCCGGAACGGUGGCGCGGGAGCCGGGGCGCGGCUGGCGGGCAGUUGGUUCACCGCUGGCGCCGUGACGGAGCCAUGUUGGCGGCAGCGGCCCGGGGGCUCUGCGGGGUCCGGCUCAGGACCAAUGUGAUCAGAGCAGUUUCUCCUCAUGCCGUAUGUUCCGUUCUGUUCUGCAGCGCGCGGCUGCCCCAGACGCUGCCGUUCCGAGGAGGACACUGGCAGACAGCGCUGCUGGCGCUCGGGGCAUCGCUGCCCGUGCGAGCACAACCACAGAAGAAGAAGAAGAAAGUGGAUGUAAAGAGAGAGCAAGCACAGAAGGAUCGUAUGAAAAAGAAGAUUAAAAAGUUGGAAAAAGCUGCCCCAGAACUGAUUCCAAUUGAGGAUUUUAUAACACCAAUUAAGUACUCAGAUAGCAACAGGGCGCGAAGUCUUCCCCCUCUGUCAUUUGAGGAGACUGAAAGAAGAGUUUUACUUAUGAAAAAGUGGUCUUUGUUUAAGCAGAAGCAAGCUCAGGCAGAAAAGAAAGCUAUUCAGACCCUUGUAGAAGCUCAGCAAGAGGCACUGAAGGAACUGCGCCUUGAAUCCGAGGAGCUGUAUCAGGCAGCGAUCAGACGAGACGAGGGGCUUUUCCCCUUUGAGAGAGAUGGACCUGAUUAUACCCCACCACUCCCUGGUUAUGAUCCUCCUGAAGGAAAAUGUGUUGAUAUCACUAAAGUGUAUACGCAGUGAUGGAGGAGUUUGUUGUUCAUCUGGGAGGAGCUACUCAGCUGACUGAAGGAGAAAAGAAUGGAAUAAGAAUAAGCAACUCCUUUUGUUGGUUAAAAUACUGUAGGUGUGUGACUGUGGAAAAAAAAAACCAAACCCACAUUAAUGAAGUAUCUGUUUUGAGUUUUUAAACAGCCAUCUAGGUAAUGCAACACCCAACAGAACUACGCUACCUUACACUUGUGCUAUGCUAGAACAAGACAAAGCAUUUAAUGGAACACUUUAUCCUUCUGGGCUUGAGAGUUGCCAAGAUUAAAUCUUGAAGUGUAAGACAGUAGUAAGAGACCAGAAUCAAAUUAAGCACCUCAGUUCUCCCUUUAAAAAAUACUGGGUGUUCAAAUAAACUCUUCAGUAUUUUUGGAUGAGUACUAAAGUAUUGCAGGGCAGCUACAGUUGUGUAAUUUCAAGAUGACACAAAAGAAUAAAGUAACCAGCAUAGUUCUGCA
Molecule: messenger RNA, 1273 nt
Organism: Columba livia (rock pigeon)
Lineage: Eukaryota; Metazoa; Chordata; Aves; Columbiformes; Columbidae
Gene: MRPL40
Product: mitochondrial ribosomal protein L40
Exons: 4
Coding region: 138-791 (217 amino acids)
Cellular component (GO): mitochondrial ribosome; mitochondrial large ribosomal subunit
Source: RefSeq, a predicted model, not a curated record